Messenger RNA from Melanotaenia boesemani (Boeseman's rainbowfish), 2704 nucleotides. Its product is annotated as cleavage and polyadenylation specificity factor subunit 3. Gene Ontology annotation, molecular function: 5'-3' exonuclease activity; RNA endonuclease activity; RNA binding. Gene Ontology annotation, biological process: mRNA 3'-end processing by stem-loop binding and cleavage. The transcript has 18 exons. Bases 116 to 2188 code for a protein of 690 amino acids. The record is from RefSeq and is a predicted model, not a curated record. Gene Ontology annotation, cellular component: mRNA cleavage and polyadenylation specificity factor complex. NCBI's taxonomy places the organism in Eukaryota, Metazoa, Chordata, Actinopteri, Atheriniformes, Melanotaeniidae.
AAGUUUAUCAUUCCAAAGACCCUCCCCUCUCCUUCAUUCAGAAAAUAUGUCCAGUAUAAUAUGAGCAUGAUUAUUUUUCUAUUUCCAAAUAAUCAACCUGUAAAAUUUGUAAGACAUGGCUACAAAACGUAAAGUAGAUAUGAUUGUCCCAGCAGAGGAGAGCGACCAGCUCCUAAUUCGCCCGCUUGGGGCUGGACAGGAGGUUGGCAGGUCAUGUAUUAUCCUGGAGUUUAAAGGAAGGAAAAUAAUGCUGGACUGUGGCAUUCAUCCUGGCUUAGAGGGAAUGGAUGCGCUCCCCUAUAUUGACUUAAUCGACCCAGCUGAAAUAGACCUGCUGCUCAUCAGCCACUUCCACUUGGAUCACUGUGGAGCUCUGCCCUGGUUUCUCCAAAAGACCAGCUUCAAAGGGAGGACCUUCAUGACCCACGCCAGUAAGGCUAUCUACCGAUGGCUACUGUCAGAUUACGUCAAAGUAAGCAACAUCUCUGCAGAUGACAUGCUGUACACUGAAACCGAUCUGGAGGAGAGCAUGGACAAGAUUGAGACCAUCAACUUCCAUGAGGUCAAGGAGGUGGCUGGAAUCAAGUUUUGGUGCUACCAUGCUGGUCAUGUGCUGGGAGCAGCCAUGUUUAUGAUUGAAAUAGCUGGAGUCAAACUGCUUUAUACCGGCGACUUCUCCAGACAAGAAGACAGACAUCUUAUGGCAGCUGAGAUCCCAAGUGUCAAACCUGACAUCUUAAUCAUAGAAUCAACCUACGGCACUCAUAUCCAUGAAAAGAGGGAGGAGCGUGAGGCUCGAUUCUGUAACACAGUUCAUGACAUUGUUAACAGAGAGGGGCGCUGUUUAAUCCCUGUGUUUGCAUUGGGACGGGCCCAGGAAUUGUUGCUCAUCUUGGAUGAGUACUGGCAAAACCAUCCAGAGCUCCAUGACAUCCCCAUCUAUUAUGCUUCAUCCCUGGCCAAGAAGUGUAUGGCUGUGUACCAGACUUAUGUCAACGCAAUGAACGACAAGAUCCGCAAGGCCAUCAACAUCAAUAACCCUUUUGUUUUCAAGCACAUCAGCAAUUUAAAAAGCAUGGAUCACUUUGAUGAUAUCGGGCCUAGUGUGGUCAUGGCAUCUCCAGGAAUGAUGCAGAGCGGUCUUUCCAGAGAGCUCUUUGAGAGCUGGUGCACUGAUAAGAGGAAUGGAGUUAUCAUAGCUGGAUACUGUGUGGAGGGCACGCUAGCUAAGCACAUUAUGUCUGAGCCAGAAGAGAUCACCACCAUGUCCGGACAGAAGCUGCAGCUGAAGAUGUCGGUGGACUACAUCUCCUUCUCUGCCCACACUGACUACCAGCAGACCAGCGAGUUCAUCAGGGCUCUCAAACCACCACAUGUGAUCCUGGUUCAUGGGGAGCAGAAUGAGAUGGCGCGCCUGAAGGCUGCGUUGAUCAGAGAGUAUGAGGAUAAUGACCAGGUUCACAUUGAAGUCCAUAACCCUCGCAACACAGAGGCUGUCACACUGAACUUCAGAGGAGAGAAGCUGGCCAAGGUGAUGGGUUCCUUGGCUGAUAAGAAAUGUGUUCAGGGUCAGAGGGUGUCGGGCAUACUUGUGAAGAAGAACUUCAACUACCACAUCCUAAAUCCAUCUGAUCUGUCGACAUACACAGAGCUGGCCAUGAGCACAGUGAAACAAACCCAGGCCAUCCCCUUCACUGGGCCAUACUCAUUGCUCGUCUGCCAUCUGAGGAACCUCACUGGGGAUGUUGAAGAGCUGGAAGGAACAGAGAAGAACACUUUGAAGAUUUUUAAAAAUGUCACUCUAAUCCACGAGCCCGGCAUGGUGCUUCUGGAGUGGAUCGCAAACCCUCUCAAUGACAUGUAUGCUGAUGCUGUCACCACUGUGGUUCUGGAAAUCCAGUCAAACCCAAAAGCUCAAAAAGUCAUGGAGACCCAGAGUGCCAGUAUGGACUUGGAUGUGUUCCAAACCCGGUUAGAAGUCAUGCUGCAGGACAUGUUUGGAGUAGAGUGUGUAGACUUCAGCGAUGGUAAAAACAUCUCUGUGACAGUGGAUGGGAAGACAGUUUACAUAUGCUUGGAAACGCGGUCGGUGUGCUGUGAGGAUGAAAACGCAGAGGACGACUCCCUGAGAGAGAUGGUGGAACUGGCAGUGCAGCGACUCUAUGAUGCCCUAAACCCGGUGAUCUGAGGUGUUCAGACAUGUCUCCAGCCAAACUUACGACUGAAAAGUACACUUGAUAUUUUGUUCAGUACAGAACAAUAACUCUGGUCUGGCUUCUUGAUAGUUGGGCAACUAAAACAACUGCAACUGGGGAAAAUAAACUAAGUUCAGAGUUUUUUUUUUAAAUAUUUAUUUGUGUGUGUUGUUACACUUAGGUCGAAUAUGUUUAAUAAGCUAAUCGUAUUUGUGUGUUGAUUCAUUGUAGAUUUUAACAGACUUUGCUACUUAUAUGCACUGAUUUCAUGCACUUGUGUUAACUUUUAACUGUGAUGUAAACUGUGAAUUUCUGAGUGCACUAAAUGCAUGUGUUUACUGUUUGUUUGAUCUACUUCAAAAGAAAUCUCCAGAGUCAUGUUUCACUUUGUUGACUCAUUGUUUUUGGUCAGUUUUACUUUAUUUCACCGUCGAAAGAGGUUAACAUGCAGCUAGAAGGGCAAAGACUUUACAUAUCCACCUUUGCUUCAGCCUUAGUAAAGAAUUAAA